Acanthosepion pharaonis is the source of this 1932-nucleotide messenger RNA. NCBI's taxonomy places the organism in Eukaryota, Metazoa, Mollusca, Cephalopoda, Sepiida, Sepiidae. The record is from the annotation of a GenBank genome assembly.
UUGAUCAUUCUUUUUAUUUUUCGGCAUCUUUUUUUUCAUUUUCCUUGUACAUUCAAAAUUUGUUUCUCAUUCUUUUCCUCAUAUGAACCCCUCACUUUGUCUCUUCCCAACUCUCUCUCUCUCUCUCUCUCUCUCUCUUUCUUUCUUUCUUUCUCCCAAAUUAUUACUAUUGUCUUGAUCAUUCUUUUUAUUUUUUCGGCAUCUUUUUUUUUUUUUUUCCUUGUACAUUCAAAAUUUGUUUCUCAUUCUUUUCCUCAUAUGAACCUCUCACUUUGUCUCUUCCUAACUCUCUCUCUCUCUCUUUCUCUCUUUCUCUCUCUCUCUCUCUCUCUCUCUCUUUCUUUCUUUCUUUCUUUCUCCCAAAUUAUUACUAUUGUCUUGAUCAUUCUUUUUAUUUUUCGGCAUCUUUUUUUUCAUUUUCCUUGUACAUUCAAAAUUUGUUUCUCAUUCUUUUCCUCAUAUGAACCUCUCACUUUGUCUCUUCCCAACUCUCUCUCUCUCUCUCUCUCUCUUCCGCCCUCUCAAUCUUUCUCUGCCUAUGUCCUCUAUAUCCUUCUUCCUUGCUUUCUUUAUCAUUUUCACUUUUUUCUUUAUCUCUUUGCCAGUCCUUGCUUUCUUUAUCUUUUUCACUCUCUUUCCCGUCUUUUCCUAAUUUAUCAGUUUCACUCACUUUCUUUCUCUAUUUCCAGUCCUUUAUUUCUCUAUCAUUUUCACUCGCUUUCUUUAUUUCUUUCCUGCCCUUUCAUUUUUUCUUUCUUUAUCUUUUUCUCUCAUUUAUUUAUUUAUUUAUUUCCAGUUUUUUCUUUCUCUAUCAUUUUCGUUCUCCUUCUUUUUCUCUUUCCAGUCCUUACAUUCUCCAUCAUUUUCACUCUCUUUCUUUCUCUCUUUCCAGUCCUUACAUUCUCCAUCAUUUUCACUCUCUUUCUUUCUCUCUUUCCAGUCCUUACAUUCUCCAUCAUUUUCACUCUCUUUCCAAUCCUUACUUUUUUUAUCAUUAUCACUCUCUUUCUUUAUUUCUUUCCUGUCCUUUCUUUCUUUAUCUUUUUCACUCACUCUAUUUAUUUCCAGUUUUUUCUUUCUCUAUCAUUUUCACUCUCUUUCUUUCUCUCUUUCAAGUCCGUUCUUUCUUUAUCAUUUUCACUUUCUUUCUCUCUUUCCACUCAUUUCUUUCUAUCGCUUUAUCCUUCCUUUCUUCCUUCCUUUCUUCCUUCCUUCCUUCCUUUCUUGCUUCCUUCCUUUCUUCCUUCCUUCUUUCCUUCCUUUCUUCCUUCCUUCUUUCCUUCCUUUCUUCCUUCCUUUCUUCCUUCCUUCCUUCCUUUCUUCCUUCCUUCCGUCCUUCCUUUCUUGCUUCCUUUCUUCUUCCUUCCUUCCUUCCUUCCUUCCUUCCUUGCUUCCUUCCUUUUCUUCCUUCCUUCCUUCCUUCCUUCCUUUCUUCCUUCCUUUCUUCCUUCCUUCCUUUUCUUGCUUCCUUCCUUCCUUCCUUCCUUCCUUCCUUGCUUCCUUUAUUCCUUCCUUUCUUCCUCCCUUCCUUCCUUCCUUUCUUGCUUCCUUUCUUCCUUCCUUCCUUCCUUUCUUGCUUCUUUCCUUUCUUCCUUUCUUCCUUCCUUUCUUCCUGCCUCUUUUUAUUCAUUCUCUCUUUUCUUGUCUUCGUUUAACCCUUUCAUUUCCCAAACGUCAAUAAACUUUAUUCCCCCUUUUUCUCUCCUGUUUCCUUAUAUUUCCUUCUUUUUUCAUUUUCUCUUUCCUCCCCCUUUUAACAUUUUCUUACUUAACGACCCAAGAACUAAGAAUAAGGCUUUAUCCUUUAUCUUCAAUAAGCGUUUUAUCCUUCCUUCCUUCCUCCCUUCCUUCCUCCCUCCCUUCCUGCCUCUUUUUCUUCAUUCUCUCUUUUCUUGUCUUCGUUUAACCCUUUCAUUUCCCAAACGUCAAUAA